Molecule: messenger RNA, 1882 nt
Organism: Osmia bicornis bicornis
Lineage: Eukaryota; Metazoa; Arthropoda; Insecta; Hymenoptera; Megachilidae
Product: hymenoptaecin-like
Exons: 3
Coding region: 1091-1540 (149 amino acids)
Source: RefSeq, a predicted model, not a curated record
AUAAAUCUAUCUCUGAAAACCACCCACGCAAAUUUUCCCGCAGCGUUGCUCGUUAUCAGUUUCAACGCACGACAACAAACAAAUGAGACGUCAUUCGCAUGUUAUUAUUUCGUUAUCAGAAUCGACUCAUUUCCCAGUUCCACGGGGAAGAACAUAAUUAAUCUCUUCAAACGAUAUAGGUAUGCGUAUCAAAUAUAUGGAUUUUCUGGAAGGGUGACACAACCAAAAAGACAUUUUCGUGCGAUGAAAUAGAUGGGAAACUAGAGAACAAUAAUCGAGGAGCAUGGAAAUUCCUGAACGAUUUUGUCCUACAAGGGUUUCCCCGUUUACAAAGAACGACAGAAUGUGCAUUAUGCUCGUAUGAACUACGAAGGCCAUGCAUGAAAGAGAACAUACUUUGUAUAGGCUCUAUUGUUCCUUGGCGUGCGUAAUAGACCGUAUUCACUGGAUAAAGUGUACGCGAGGCUACCUAAACUUAAUAAUAAUAAUAAAAAAAAAAAAAAUAACAGCAACAACAAAACAAUGAUGUGAACGUUUUGCACCAAUAUAGUAACUUAUUGUUAGUAGAAUAUUACGUUUUAUUUGUAAAUUUAUUGGAACACCAUGGUGAUGGUUUAUCGAGCGUAAAAAUCUUUAUUAAGAACACUACUUCCAAUCGCUAUAAUUUUAUUACAAAAAACAAACAGAAACGCUUGUAAAAUUAAUUAUGGAUGAUCGUAGUCACCUUUGACAUCAAAUGAAUUAAUCUUCACAAUCUAAUGAAUGAAUACCUCUUUAAUGUAUGUAAAAUUAAACACGUCCAUAAGAUAGUUAUAUGCAGAUUGAUAACCCUCGAUGACCCGUGACGAGGGAAUUUCCUGCAUCAGCAAGGAAGAGUGAAAUGUAUACAAAGACAAAACCGGAUAAGAAACCGACGGUGAUCCCCCGUAUGAAACAUUACAAAGCGAACAGGAAAAAUGCAUAGAGUUCGCGUUUCGUAUAUAAGAGCAGGCUCCUGCCCAAUGUGGCAUACAGUUCACUCAACUUCAUCCAAGAAGUUUAGAAACCUUGUGCUCGUCUCUACAAAGCAAAUUAAUCAAACAUCAUCGAAAUGAAGUUCAUCGCUCUCGCAGUGGCUCUUUUCUGUGCGGUAGCAUACGUUACCGCUGAAUUUGGGGAAGAACAAUUACUAGAAACUUACAAUCCAGUUCGUUUUCGUCGCGAGGCUAAUCCUCAGGGUUCAGUCGUCAUCAGGGGUGAGAAACCCCUGAGUGGUCCAGACCGCCGACCAUCCCUGGACAUCGACUACCAACAACGGGUCUUUGACAAGAAUGGAGUAAAUGCAAAUGCUUAUGGAGGCUUGAAUGUCCGCCCAGGACAAUCUGCUCAACCUCAUGUGGGCCUUAAUGCCGAGCGUAGGUUCAAGGAUGGUUUCAUCGGUGGAUUUGGUCAAGUUCAACGUGGCCCUGGUGGAAGACCUUCGCCUACCUUCGGUGUAAACGGUGGAUUCAGAUUCAGACGCGAUGUUGACGAGGUCGUGGAACAGGGAGAAGAAGAGUAAACCAAUUUCCCUACAAACAUCAUGGAAUUUUAGCAUCGAUUACGCUUAAAAAUUAACCCUUUUUCUCUGCGACAUCUUUCCAUUUCUAAAGGAUUACAUUUUCUUAAUGUAAUUAACAAUAUUUUACCAAAGAAAAUGAUCUUUUCACCUUCAAAAUUAAUCAUCGAAGACUAUAUGACUUUUAUAGCGAAAGGGUUAAUAACUAUUUAUUCUGGCUAUGUUUUACCUUAUUUAUCUUUAUUGAUUAAUAACAAUGUGAUCAAUUACUGAUCAAUUAUUGGCUGUUAAUAACGUAUUAAGUGUAUUGUGAGUUUAUUGCAAUAAACGUAAUUUUAUAUCCCA